CCUCUGACAUAAUGCAAGGAUGAGGGUGCAUCUAUUCUCUAGUGUUGUGAUAAUAUAAAAAGCCAGAGGAACACUCCAUUCAGCACAGAUCCUCAGAGACAGCUGAGAACACAGCUUCUAGAGCAAGAGCCAAAAGGAAAUCGGAAGAAACCACUUCAUCUUGAGUAAACAUGACUUCCAAGCUGGUUGUGGCUCUCUUGGUAACCUGCCUACUUUCUGCAACUCUCUGUGAAGCUGCAGUUCUGACAAGGAUUGGCACGGAACUUCGAUGCCAGUGCAUAAAAACUCAUUCCACACCUUUCCACCCCAAAUACAUCAAAGAACUGAGAGUGAUUGAGAGUGGACCGCACUGUGCCAAUUCAGAAAUCAUUGUCAAGCUUGUUGAUGGAAGAGAGCUUUGCCUGAACCCCAAGGAAAAAUGGGUGCAGAAGGUUGUGGAGCUAUUUUUGAAGAGGGCUGAGAAUGAAGAUCCAUGAGAAAAAAAAAAGUGUUCUCCAUGGUAUCCAAGAAUUCUUCAGUAAAGAUGCCAAUGGAAUUUCAAACAGAUCUAAUUCAGCACUUCAUGUAUUGUGUGGUUGUGUCAUGAGGCUGCCAGAUGAAAUAUAGGAUGCCCAGCUAAAUUUAAAUUUCAGUAAAACAACAGAUAUUUUUUCAUGGCGUCAUGCAACAUGUAGGAUGUAUUCGUUUAAAACAACUGUUUGAAACUAUGUCAAAGUUUAGGAAUUAGAAUUGCUAGAAAUGUGAUAUUUCAAAAUUACAUAAAAAUGAUGGCACAAUGAUGUUUUCUAUAAAUCCAAAUUUAGCUGGAAAUCAUAGAUUUUUUUAUUUAUGAAAUCUGGCAGAUUCAUAUCUCAUCUGCAGACCAAGAUCCACGAAUCUUUGGUUUCUCCUUUAUUCCUAAACUGGGGAAAAACAUAUCAGUUUUUCCAUCCUACCUCACAGGGAUGUUUUGAGGACAUGUGGAAGCACUUUAAGUUCUUUUUGUGGUCAUGUUAAUUAUUUUCAAGUGUAACUUAUUCACCUAUUUAUUAUUUAUAUAUUUAUUUAAGCAUCAGAUAUAGUUAUAUUUGUGCAUGAAUUUGAAACAAUGGAAAAGGGAAAGAAAGAAUCUUGGUUGAUAAAAUAGUAUAAUGAUGUUAGAGUGAAUUUAUAUUUAUUGUAGAUAUUAAAUUUUGUUAUAUUAUAGAAAAUUUGAUCAGAAUUUCCAGACUUAGUGGGAAAAAAAGAUAAUCAGUUAAAAUUUAUUUAAUGUAAGCAACAAAUAAUGUUUCACUGUAGGUGUGUCAUUGUUACCUGAAAUUUUAGUUGAGCCGACAAUCCUAGUUUUGAUGAUCUUGCUCUUCCCUUGUUAUUGGUAGCUUGUUAGCAGUGCUAUGAUGAAUUACAGAAUCCUGAGUUAGGACUACUUUUCUCAAAACAGUCAAAUUUCAACAGUAAGCAAAGUAAUUUCUUAGUGACAAAAAUUUAUUUACAAUGUACAAAUAAAUUCUCAUAAUUUGAUUUAAAUUAUUGUUUUUUAACUACCAUUGUUUUUUUAAGAUGCUUUUAUGAAUUCCCAAAGACUUUUUUUCUACUAUGUAUGAUAUCAUGGA
Molecule: messenger RNA, 1592 nt
Organism: Ictidomys tridecemlineatus (thirteen-lined ground squirrel)
Lineage: Eukaryota; Metazoa; Chordata; Mammalia; Rodentia; Sciuridae
Gene: Cxcl8
Product: C-X-C motif chemokine ligand 8
Biological process (GO): defense response; chemotaxis; immune response
Cellular component (GO): extracellular region
Molecular function (GO): chemokine activity
Source: RefSeq, a predicted model, not a curated record